Ficedula albicollis (Collared flycatcher) is the source of this 2401-nucleotide messenger RNA. RefSeq names its product gap junction gamma-1 protein-like. The transcript is spliced from 5 exons. Gene Ontology annotation, biological process: cell communication. The coding region runs from base 308 to 1486 and encodes 392 amino acids. The record is from RefSeq and is a predicted model, not a curated record. Gene Ontology annotation, cellular component: connexin complex. NCBI's taxonomy places the organism in Eukaryota, Metazoa, Chordata, Aves, Passeriformes, Muscicapidae.
UGCACAAGUGUCUCCCACUCCCAUCUGACCUUGCUGUUCUGUGGCCUCUGCUUUCCACUCUACUCUUGCCCCUGGCCAUUUCUGUGUUGGAAUGUCAUUCUGAGGGCUUCCAUGCUAGCUUUGCUGCUGCCCCAGGGGUUCCCUAACAUCUCACUGGGUUCAAGCCAUUCUCCCCUUCCUGUUCAGCGUGGGUGCGAAUGGGCUGCUAGGCUGAUCUUCACCUUCCUGGCUUCCGAGCAGCAACAAAGGAACAAGGUUUAAACAGGAUUAGACUGACACCAGGAUUUGAAUCAGCUGCCUGGUCAGGAUGAGCUGGAGUUUCCUGACGCGGCUCCUGGAGGAGAUCAACAACCACUCGACCUUCGUGGGCAAGAUCUGGCUGACUGUCCUCAUUGUCUUCCGCAUCGUGCUGACGGCCGUGGGGGGGGAGUCCAUCUACUACGACGAGCAGAGCAAGUUUGUGUGCAACACGCAGCAGCCGGGCUGUGAGAACGUCUGCUACGACGCCUUUGCGCCCCUGUCCCACGUCCGCUUCUGGAUCUUCCAGAUCAUCAUGGUGGCGACGCCGUCGGUGCUGUACCUGGGCUUUGCCAUGCACCGCAUCGCUCGCAUGCCCGAGUCCUCGCGGCGCCGGGCGCCGGCAGCCCGGGGGGCGCGCAUGCCGGUGGUGCGCCGGGGAGCCGGGCGAGACUACGAGGAGGCAGAGGAUGACAACGAAGAAGACCCCAUGAUCUUUGAGGAGAUCGAGGUGGAGAAGGAGAAGAGCCCAGAGGGCGGAGAGAAGCACGAUGGCCGGCGCCGCAUCAAGCAGGACGGGCUGAUGCGGGCCUAUGUGCUGCACUUGCUGUGCCGCUCGGUGCUGGAGAUGGUUUUCCUCUUCGGGCAGUACCUGCUGUACCGCUUCGAGGUGAGCCCCUCCUACGUCUGCAGCCGCAGCCCCUGCCCGCACACUGUCGACUGCUUUGUGUCCCGCCCCACUGAGAAGACCAUCUUCCUCCUCAUCAUGUAUGCCGUCAGCGGGCUCUGCCUCUUCCUCAACCUCUGCGAGCUCUUGCACCUUGGUGUGGGGCGCAUCCGUGAUGCCCUGAGCCAGGCUGACGGCCCCCCGCUCCCGUCUGGCGACAGCCCUGCACCACAGUACCCCAAGAAAGCCCCCAGCGCCCCCCCCACCUAUCACUCGCUGAAGAAGGAGCUGCCCCAGGCCCCACUGACCAACGGCAAGCUGGACUACCGGGAGAGCCUGGCCCAGGGGCGCUUCGCCCUGGCUGGAGCUCCGCCGGUGCACGAGCUGGACCGGCUGCGUGAGCACCUGCGCCUGGCCCAGGAGCACCUGGAGGUGGCCUUCCACCUGCAGCCCCCGCUGCGGCCCCCCAGCCCCGCCCGCAGCAGCAGCCCCGAGGCCAACGGCAUCGCCGCCGAGCAGAACCGCCUCAACCUCGCCCACGAGAAGGGGACCGCCGCCUGCGACAGGACCACAGGGCUGUGAGUGCUGCCAGGGACAACAGCGGUGUCUGCUGGAGUGGCUGCCACCGCCGCCGUGGGAUAGGCGUCCUGCCAGGAGCACAGGGCCAAGGAUGCCGCGCACCUGCCCAGCGGGGCAGUCUGGGCAGCACUGUCUCAGUGGGCAGUGGAGGGAUCAGGGGCUCUUGGGUUCAUUCCUACUUAAUUUUCAGAAAAGGGAAUAUCUUAUUUUUAUACGUUUUUAUAAAUUCAUCAACAUGUGCACCCUGGCAUUUUAUACUCCAUCCCAAUCUCCACUCUGGGCCUGUGUCCUUUCCCCCCCCUCCCCCAUCUCCUGUUUCACCCACUUUUCCUCUUCCCACACCCACUUUCCCCAGCAUGUUGUCCUCACCCCUCCCUGUGCCCCCAAUGCCCUCUGCCACCACGGCAGCACCAGCUGGUGCUGUGCAUGUGCUGGUGAUUUUGGUACUGCCCUCUGAGGUGUGGGGGGCUUAGGGGAGCAGACUGGGAGUCUGGCUGGCCAGGCCAAGCUGUGGGACUAAGUGCUGGGCUAGCGUUACUCUUGGAGGGGGUGAGAGGGGUCCUGGUGGCACUGUGCUGCCAGAAAGUGACUCUGUGACCUGGGGGGCCAUGCUGCACAGCUUCCUGCGUGGGGCUAUGAGUUACAGGGCCGGCCUGCUCGGAAAUGUCUGUGCAGAGGUCAGGGGCUGUCGUUCCCACUGCCUCCGCCCUGUCCUGGCAGACUGCCCUUGGACCAAAACUUGUCUCCUCCCACUCUGGCCGCAGGGCUGGGACCCCCUGCACGGAGCCAGACCCUGGCCUCACAGUGUGGGGACGUGGUGCCCCGAGCUGGGCUCGGCCGGGAGCCAGUGGAGCAUUCCUCAUCAUCUCAGCCUGGGUCACAUGGGGACUUUUGUAGCGUUGUUUUUUACUCGGAAAU